AUGCAAAUUCCAACAAACAAUAUAAAAAAUAACGAAGUCAUAGAUUUACAUAUGGGAGACGAUAGUAGCGGAACUGAUUCCGAUUCUAGUGACGAUUCCGAUUCACAUGAAUUAGAUAUUAAGGAAAAUUUUAAUAAUGCUGACAAUAAAGAUGGAGACAACAUUGAAACACUAAGGAAAGCAUUGAGAAGUUGCAACAGAAGUGCUUACAGGAGAUGCAAGAAGGCUUGCAAAUCAGCAUAUAGAAUCACAUGUUCAGAAUACUACUGUGCGAGGAAAAUAAAGAAGGCAUUCAAUAGGCGUUGUAGCACAAAUUGCAGAAUGAACUUUAGUUGA
Molecule: messenger RNA, 336 nt
Organism: Diatraea saccharalis (sugarcane borer)
Lineage: Eukaryota; Metazoa; Arthropoda; Insecta; Lepidoptera; Crambidae
Source: the annotation of a GenBank genome assembly